UUCAUCUCUCUCCCCCAAAUAUUAUGAUGAUUUUUGCCCUCACUCACAAGACAGCAAGCUCCUCGGGAUAGGGACUGCAUCUUAUUCAUUUCCAUACAUCUAGUCUAUUAGCCCAAUGCCUGACAUAUGGUAGAUGCUAAAUAAAUAGAAGAGUGAAAGGCAUUCCCAGCAGUGAGAACUAAAUGAACAAAGGUGGACAAAGGUUUGGGUAAAAAAUGAAUAGUUUAAUUUGGCUAGGGUAUGAGGGAGAGUAGUAGGAGAAAAGAUGGAAAAGUCUCUUUGGUAGUAUUUUGAGGGGACUUGGAAGUCAACUAGAGGGAGAAGAUGGGCAGAUAGAAGAUACUUUGGUAGAGUGUGGAAAGCCAAUGGAGGUUUUUGAGCAAAGGUGUAAUAUGAUGAAUAAUACAUUUAGUUUAAACCUAUCAGACUCUCUAAUAAAUAUAUACAGUUUUCCAUUCAUACUCAAAUUCGCCUCCCACCUACUCAUCCAUCCACCCUCCCACCCCCCGACUCCCCCCACAGCUUGCCCUACCCCUUCACCUGCUCCCUGGCUGGGCCAGGGAUGUAUAUAUGGGCUGCUUCCCCUCUCAGCCAGAGGACGUGGGGUCCCCAGCUGCCUAAAACUGGGAAGCAGGCCAGGGUUAGCUGAGGUUGGCUGGCGAGCAGCCAGGCGGUGCCAGGGAGAACCUGUAUAGUGCCAGGUGGUGCCUUGGGUUCCAAGCUGAGCCCAUGACCCUGAUAACCUUCUACCUGCGCACAUACCUGCCCCUCACUCCACCCCAUGCCCAACUUUGCUAUCAGGGAGGGGGCACAGGGCCAGACAGACCUGCAGGGCUUUGGCUCCAUCUCUACAAAAGGGCCUUCUGUGAGCCAGUCUGCUCCCCUCCAGGCUUGCUCCUCCCCCAUCCAGCUCCUGUUUCUCAUGCACGUACAGACCGUACACACCGUGUCCCAGGACACCCCACAGUCAGCCGCAUGGCUCCCCUGUGCCCCAGCCCCUGGCUCCCUCUGUGGAUCCCAGCCCCUGCCCCAGGCCCCGCUGUGCAGUUGCUGUUAUUACUGCUCCUCCUGGUGCCUGCCCAUCCCCAGAGCCUGCUCUGGAUGCAGGGGGCUCCCACCACAGGAGGAGAUUCAUCUGGGGAAGACGAUCCACUGCGUGAGGAGGACCUGCCCAGUGAAGAGGAUAUACCUGGAGAGGAGGACCCACCUGGAAAGUUGGAUCCACCUGGAAUGAAGACUGAAGCAGGAGAAGAGGAUUCUCUGAAGAUAGAGGAUCUACCUACUGUUGAGACUCCCAGGGAUACUCAAGGCCCCCAGAAUAAUGCCCACAGAGACAAAAAAGGGGAUGACCACAGUCAUUGGCGUUAUGGAGGCGCUCCGCCAUGGCCCCAGGUGUCCCCCACCUGCGCUGGCCGUUUUCAGUCCCCGGUAGAUAUCCGUCCAGAACUCACCGCGUUUUGCCCAGCCCUGCCACCCCUGGAACUCCUUGGCUUUGAGCUCCCGCCACAACCAGAACUGCGCCUGCGCAACAAUGGCCACACCGUGCAGCUGAGUCUGCCUCCCGGGCUGGAGAUGGCCCUAGGUCCCGGGCAGGAGUACCGGGCCCUGCAGUUGCAUCUGCACUGGGGGGCUGCGGGUCGCCCGGGCUCGGAGCACACGGUUGGCGGUCACCGUUUCCCUGCCGAGAUCCAUGUGGUUCACCUCAGCACUGCAUUUGCCAAAGCUGACGAGGCCUUGGGGCGCCCGGGGGGCUUGGCCGUGCUGGCUGCCUUUCUGCAGGAAGGCCCCGAAGAAAACAGCGCCUACGAGCAGUUGCUGUCACAUUUGGGAGAAAUCGCUGAGGAAGACUCUGAGACUUGGGUCCCAGGACUGGAUGUAUCUGCCCUGCUGCCUUCUGACCUCAGCCGCUACUUCCGAUAUGAGGGGUCUCUCACCACACCCCCCUGUGCCCAGGGAGUCAUCUGGACUGUGUUCAACCAGACAGUAAAGCUGAGUGCUAAGCAGCUCCAUGCCCUCUCUGACUCCCUGUGGGGACCUGAUGACUCUCGGCUACAGCUGAACUUCCGAGCUACACAGCCUUUGAAUGGGCGAAUAAUUGAGGCCUCCUUCCCUGCUGGAGUGGACAGCAGCCCUGGGACCGUUGAGCCAGUCCACCUGAAUUCCUGUCUCGCUGCUGGAGACAUCCUGGCCCUGGUUUUUGGCCUUCUCUUUGCAGUUACCAGCAUCGCCUUCCUUGUGCAAAUGAGAAGGCAGCAGAGGUAUUUUACUAACCCUCUCCCUCAGGCCCAGCCCCUGCUGCCCAAGUGGAGUCCAGAACAGCUUCAUGCAAAUUGCAUGCAAAUGAGCUCAUCCUUGGUGAGAUUUCUGAUUAGGGUUCCCUGUUGUGUAGACACCCAAGUGGGACCAAAGGAAGUGUCAGGUACCACCCGGCAGAGGUCACGGAGACUGUUGCUUAGAGGCCUGCAACUUGGAGAAUGUGCAGAGAAGCUGGCCAGAGGAAUCUGAGGGGGAGCUGGAGACUUUGUCCUGCCCAUUACACUACUUCCUUUUAAGCCUCCAAAGAUAUAUUUUUUAAAUAAAUAUUUCUAAUAAAGUCUGUGGAAGGCGUAUCCUUGUUCCCCAAAUCAACAGGAUGGUGUGUUCAUUUCCUAUUGCUGCUGUAACAAAUUACCACAGACAGUGGUAACGGAAAUUUAUCCUCUUAAGAGUUCUAGAGGUCAGAUGUUCAAAAUGAAUCUUCUGGGCUAAAGUCAAGGUGUUGGCAGGGCUGGUUCCUUCUGGACACUCCUGAGGAGAGGAUAUUUUCUUGCCUUUUUCAGCUUCUAGAAGCCAAGCAUUCCUUGGCUUGUGGCCCCUUCCUUGCAUCACUCCAAUCUCUUGCUUCCAUUGUCACAUCUCCUACAACUGCUUUUAACCUUCUUGCCACCCUCUUAUAAGGACCCUUGCGAUUAUGUUGGGCCUACCCAGUUAACCUAGGAUAACCUCCCCAUCUCAAAAUCCUUAGCUUAACUAAAGUCCCCUUCCCAUGUAAGGUAACAUUUCACAGGAUUAGGGUAUGGACAUCUUUGGUGGGGGGACAUGAUUCUGCCUCAUGUAGAUGUUAUCAGGAAGCAGGAAGAAAUGACCGAUAUUGUUGGAAUGACUGUGUGUGUGUGUGUGUGUGUGUGGACAAGCUCGGUCUUUAG
Molecule: messenger RNA, 3185 nt
Organism: Aethalodelphis obliquidens (Pacific white-sided dolphin)
Lineage: Eukaryota; Metazoa; Chordata; Mammalia; Artiodactyla; Delphinidae
Gene: CA9
Product: carbonic anhydrase 9
Exons: 10
Coding region: 730-2505 (591 amino acids)
Cellular component (GO): plasma membrane
Molecular function (GO): carbonate dehydratase activity; zinc ion binding
Source: RefSeq, a predicted model, not a curated record